This is a messenger RNA of Photinus pyralis (common eastern firefly), 1805 nucleotides long. Its product is annotated as zinc finger protein 708-like. Gene Ontology annotation, cellular component: nucleus. The record is from RefSeq and is a predicted model, not a curated record. Gene Ontology annotation, biological process: regulation of transcription by RNA polymerase II. The coding region runs from base 66 to 1805 and encodes 579 amino acids. The transcript is spliced from 4 exons. NCBI's taxonomy places the organism in Eukaryota, Metazoa, Arthropoda, Insecta, Coleoptera, Lampyridae. Gene Ontology annotation, molecular function: DNA-binding transcription factor activity, RNA polymerase II-specific; RNA polymerase II transcription regulatory region sequence-specific DNA binding.
GAGGGCAGCAAUCCGUUGAUGGUCUGUGGGCAGCAAGUGGAAAACCCUAUAAAUGAAAAAGAGGUAUGGAUGGAGACGAGGAUGGAGAUAAUGACAGACUACUCAUUAAAAUUGAACCAAAACAAGAAGAAGAAAUUCAUUCCUUUCUUCAAGGACAUACUUCAGUAAGCAACAAACUUUUGGUGACAAUAAAGGAUGAAAUUACCAUUAGUACGCCAAGUUCAAAAUCUCUUUAUAAUGAAGAAGUACAGUCACAGUCUGACUUUCACGUUUUACCUAGGUGCAAAUCAGUGUCUAAAGAUUUUAAAUGUGCUGAUUGUGAUUAUAGGACAAAAGAUAGACGCGUCUUCAAACGACAUGUUUUAAAACAUAAAGUUUCUCAAGAUUUUAAAUGUGCUGAUUGUGAAUAUGCGACAAAUUAUAAACGGAAUCUUAAACAGCAUCUUUUAAAACAUAAAGUUGAGAAAGAUUUUAAAUGUGUUGAUUGUGAAUAUGUGACAAAUUAUAAACCGCACUUCACACGACAUCUUUUAACUCAUACAGUUUCUAAGGUAUUUAAAUGUACGGAUUGUGAUUAUUGGACAAAUAAUGAACGGAACUUUAAACGACAUUUAUUAAAACAUAAAGUUUCUAAGGAUUUUAAAUGUGCUGAUUGUGAUUACGAGACAAAAGAUAGACACCUCUUCAAAAAACAUGUUUUGAAACAUAAAGUUUCCAAAUUUUUUAAAUGUGCUGAUUGUGAUUAUGGGACAAAAGAUAGACGCCUCUUUGAAAGACACGUUUUAAAACAUAAAGCUUUUAAAUGUGCUGAUUGUGAUUAUAGGACAAAAGAUAGACGCCUCUUCAAACGACAUGUUUUGAAACAUAAAGUUUGUAAAGAUUUGAAAUGUGCUGAUUGUGAUUAUGAAACCCAUUAUAAAAGCACCUUUAAACAACAUCUUUUAACACAUAAAAUUUCAAAGGAUUUUAAAUGUGUUACUUGUUAUUAUGGGACAAAUAACAAUCAACUUUUUAAACGACAUCUUUUAAUACAUCAAGUUUGUCAGGAUUUUAAAUGUUCUGAUUGUGAAUAUGCGACAAAUUAUAAACGGAACCUUAAACAGCAUCUUUUAAAACAUAAAGUUGAUAAAGAUUUUAAAUGUGUUGAUUGUGAAUAUGCGACAAAUUAUAAACCGCACUUCACACGACAUCUUUUAACUCAUACAGUUUCUAAGGUAUUUAAAUGUACGGAUUGUGAUUAUUGGACAAAUAAUGAACGGAACUUUAAACGACAUUUAUUAAAACAUAAAGUUUCUAAGGAUUUUAAAUGUGCUGAUUGUGAUUACGAGACAAAUUAUAAAUACCUCCUGGAACAACAUCUUUUAACACAUAAAGUUUCUCAGGAUUUUAAAUGUCUUGAUUGUGAUUAUGGGACAAAUAAUAAACGGAACCUUAAACAGCAUCUUUUAAAACAUAAAGUUGAUAAAGAUUUUAAAUGUGGUGAUUGUGAAUAUGCGACAAAUGAUAAAUGCAGUUUCAAACAACAUCGUUUAAAACAUAAAGUUUCCAAAGAUUUUAAAUGUGCUGAUUGUGAUUAUGGGACAAAAGACAGACGCCUCUUUGAACGGCAUGUUUUAAAACAUAAAGAUUUUAAAUGUGCUGAUUGUGAUUACAAGACAAAAGAUAGACGCCUCUUCAAAGGACAUGUUUUAAAACAUAAAGAUUCCAAAGAUUUUAAAUGUACUGAUUGUGAUUAUGAAACCAAUUAUAAAAGGAUCUUUAAACAACAUCUUUUAACACAUAAAAUUUCCAACAACAUCUAUUAA